ACAGAACAGUUGAAAGUGCAGGUUUUGACAUUUAUUUUAUAUAAUCUUAUUUUUAAUGAUUUUUAAGCAAAGGUUUGGAUUAGUGUAGAUAUUGGUGCAUUACUCACUUCGUUCUGAUAUUUCAAUGGUGAGGACUACGCUGCGCGCGUAACAAUGUCACUGCCACGGAUACGUAAAGUGGUCGCCAGCGAAGACGGACCACUCGCUCGUGGUUCCGUCGCCAAGGCGUCCGGUGACUCCGUCGCAUGCACUGUCCACACAGACCCGGAACCGUUACGAAGCAGGAGCAAAAAUAAAAUACCCAAAAGUGUGCGCUACGAUUUGGAGAACGCUUUAGUUAGUUUAUGUGACGUGUGGUUUGAGGAGAUCAAGCCGCACCUGGUCCGCAACAAUAUAAAGCUCCACGUGCACGGUAGCACCGCGGGCGGGGACCACGAGCGCGUGCCGGCGCCCGAGCCCGCGCCGCCGUCGCCCACCGAGCCCGCAGCGCCCGGCUGCUCUCACCUCGACCCAGGUGCUGCCUCCGAUCAUCAUCCGCGCCGGAGUGCGAGCUCUGCCGGCUUCUGCUCAACGCUGCCAACUGCAUCGAGAGCGCGGUGUGCCAGGCUGCACAUGCCCAGCCGUCGUCGCCCCCUGUCGCCGCUGCUAUCAGUGCCACAGACUCCUCACGAAUGCGCACAGACUCAAUCGCACAAUUGUGAAGAGAAGAAGCUGGAGCGGCCACGCAACCGUAGGAGACAUCGCAGAUCCCAGGCCGAGGCCCAGCCCUCACCGACCCGGCGCGUGCCCAGGCUGUGCCACACGUACCGCGCGCAGCCCGCGCAGCCAUCGCCGCCCUCGGCACCGUCGCAGUCUCGCGACCAUUAUUUUCGAUUUAUCGUGCCACGUCACGUGAUGAAGAAUAAGAGCACUCAAACAAAGCCAUCGUCACCAAGCGUGAGCAGAGGGUGUCAGUAUAGGGCUCCGAACACGCCCCGGAGCCCGCUGCCGCGAGGUACAAACUCGCGGAGCCGCGCACCGGCCGUCUGCUCGCCACGCAGCCCCCAUGUUCGCAGCCCUGUUGUUCACAGCCCUGUCAUUCGCUGCGAAAUCUCAAGCCGCUCUAAUCCGCGCAAUUUAAGUUCACACAACCCAGAUCCCAAUCCAGGCCCACGCAAACAAGGCUCCUUCAGCCCCAGUAGGCCCACUCUCGCGCCGACCAGCCCUGAGUGUGCCACUGCCAAGCCGUCUCUGCCGCGAAUUGAUGUCUGUCGACUGAAGCGGCCAGAACGAACUGUCGCAGAGGAUCUUCCCUUGUUCCAGGAUGAUUUAAUAGAUAUUAUAGGAGAAAGCAAUGAUAUGAGGUUAAGGUUGCUGUGUAGCAGUACUAACAGUCCUAAGAGGGAGGACCACCCUUCGUGCAUGACCUUGUUUCGCCCCGACCGACAAGCGAGGCCUGGUGGUCUGAAGAAGAUACCUCCUUGGAGAUAAGACUAUGUAAAGAGUAAGUUAGUAUAGUAGUGGCCGAGCUCGCUGAUGAUAGAUUUAAAUAUUCGCACGCUGUACUUAUAUCUUUAUAUGCCUCUAACUUUACUUGAUAGAAGAGAAUUUGUUUGCUAUUGACAAUUUUUAUUUAUGUAUUGUUGACAGUUAAGCCAUUGGUUAUUAAAAUAAAAACUUUAUUAAAA
Messenger RNA from Spodoptera frugiperda (fall armyworm), 1667 nucleotides. RefSeq names its product proteoglycan 4. Lineage: Eukaryota; Metazoa; Arthropoda; Insecta; Lepidoptera; Noctuidae. The coding region runs from base 154 to 1470 and encodes 438 amino acids. The transcript has 6 exons. The record is from RefSeq and is a predicted model, not a curated record.